Messenger RNA from Lycium barbarum (goji berry), 363 nucleotides. RefSeq lists its product as uncharacterized. Lineage: Eukaryota; Viridiplantae; Streptophyta; Magnoliopsida; Solanales; Solanaceae. The record is from RefSeq and is a predicted model, not a curated record. The coding region runs from base 1 to 363 and encodes 120 amino acids. The transcript has 2 exons.
AUGACUCAACAUAUUCAGGAAAUGUGUGGUUUUAUUUUGAAAAGGGAUAUUCCAACUAUAUUGUACGAAGAUAAUGCUGCAUGUAUUGCUCAACUGAAAGGAGGAUACAUUAAAGGAGAUAGAACAAAACAUAUUUCACCAAAGUUCUUUUUUACUCAUGAUCUUGAAAAGAAAGGUGAGAUAGAUGUUCAACAAAUUCGCUCGAUCGAUAAUUUGGCGGAUCUGUUCACUAAAGCAUUACCAACCUCGACAUUUGAGAAGCUGAUAUACAAGAUUGGAAUGCGUCGUCUUCGAGAAUUAAAAAUUGACAACUGUAAAGCAUCAUUUCUGGUAAUAUGUGGAGUUCUUAAAAUUGUCCAAUAG